AUGUCGGACACGCUGAGCGGAGAGCAGAUGCAGGCGAGAAUACAAGCGGCCAGGCGGGAGGCUGAAGGCCUGAAGGAUAGGAUCAAGCGGAAGAAGGACGAACUUGCAGAUACCAGCCUCUCGCAAGUCGCUCAUAGUAGCACAGAAGCACUACCAAGAAUUGGCAUGAAGCCGCGCCGCAACCUGAAAGGACAUCUUGCCAAAAUUUAUGCUAUGCAUUGGUCAACGGAUAGGAGACAUCUCGUUUCGGCAUCACAGGACGGCAAGCUGAUCAUAUGGGAUGCCUACACCACCAACAAAGUACAUGCCAUUCCCCUUCGAUCUUCUUGGGUUAUGACUUGUGCAUACGCACCAAGUGGAAAUUACGUGGCCUGUGGUGGGCUUGACAACAUCUGCUCAAUCUACAAUCUUUCCUCUCGAGACGGUCCAACGCGCGUCGCUCGUGAGUUGUCGGGUCACGCAGGUUACCUCUCAUGCUGCCGGUUCAUUAACGACCGAAAAAUCCUUACAUCUUCAGGAGACAUGACAUGUAUGAUGUGGGAUAUUGAAACGGGCUCAAAGGUGACAGAGUUCGCAGAUCACUUAGGAGAUGUCAUGAGCUUGAGCAUCAACCCUACGAACGCUAACAUAUUUGUCUCUGGGGCAUGUGAUGCAUUCGCCAAACUUUGGGACAUUCGUUCUGGCAAAGCUAUCCAAACUUUCGCUGGACAUGAGUCAGACAUUAACGCCAUACAAUUCUUCCCAGACGGCAAUGCUUUUGGUACUGGCUCGGACGAUGCUUCUUGCCGCCUUUUCGAUAUUCGUGCUGAUCGCGAGCUGAAUGUCUACCAGAAUGAACAAGUACUGUGUGGUAUCACCUCGGUAGCCUUCUCUGUGUCUGGCAGAUUACUGUUUGCUGGGUAUGACGACUUUGAAUGCAAGGUCUGGGAUACGUUACGUGGUGAGAAAGUUGGGGCACUAAGUGGCCAUGAAAACCGUGUAAGCUGUCUGGGGGUCAGCAAUGAUGGUAUUAGCUUAUGCACUGGGUCCUGGGAUUCUCUUCUCAAAAUCUGGGCCUGGUAG
This is a messenger RNA of Endocarpon pusillum Z07020, 1062 nucleotides long. RefSeq names its product Guanine nucleotide-binding protein subunit beta. The transcript has 5 exons. Gene Ontology annotation, cellular component: cytoplasm; heterotrimeric G-protein complex. Bases 1 to 1062 code for a protein of 353 amino acids. Lineage: Eukaryota; Fungi; Ascomycota; Eurotiomycetes; Verrucariales; Verrucariaceae. The record is from RefSeq and is a predicted model, not a curated record. Gene Ontology annotation, biological process: G protein-coupled receptor signaling pathway. Gene Ontology annotation, molecular function: signaling receptor complex adaptor activity; protein binding.